GGUAGUGCAUGCUGCUGUAGCGUGUAUGUUGUCUUACCAGUGAGAGGAGUAGUCCUAGCGGUUCAAAGGCGGGUGUAUAGCGAAAGUACCGGUAUUUGGAAGUGAAGUGAAAAUACCCAGCCAUGUUGGAAGCAGGAGAGCACAAUUAUUCCUACGUGUUCAACUUCGAACGAGAAUGGAACGAACUGACAUUUUGGAAGUACAUGAUAGACCGAUGGACCGAUAGCUUCACUUAUUCGACAAUUUAUGUACUUAUUAUAUUCGUCGGCCAGUGGUAUAUGAGUCAACGCCAGCGAUUUGAUCUACGUCCGUUCUUAGCAAUGUGGAGCGGCAUCCUCGCUAUAUUCAGUAUCGCUGGAGCGGUUCGAACCCUACCCGAAUUAUUGUCGGCUGUGAAAAACCAUGGUCUUCAGCAUUCCGUGUGCGUACCGACAUACUUCAAAGGCGUGACCGCGUUUUGGUCAUUCAUGUUUACCGUAUCGAAGGUAUACGAACUGGGCGACACUAUAUUUAUCGUUUUACGAAAGCAGCAGUUGAUUUUCUUACACUGGUAUCAUCAUAUUACCGUCCUUAUCUACGUCUGGUACAGUUACACCGACCACACUGCCCCAGGACGCUGGUUCAUGGUGAUGAAUUAUAUCGUUCAUUCCUUGAUGUAUUCUUACUAUGCUCUUCGAGCUAUGAGAUUCGCAAUACCCAAAUCAAUCAGCAUGGUAGUGACCGCUCUACAGCUGGUGCAGAUGAUUGUAGGGUGUAUCAUCAAUAUUUGGAUUUACUACAUCAAAUUGGACGGCCAGUACUGUCAACAGACCUUCGAGAAUUUGAGGUACUCGUCAAUGAUGUAUUUUAGUUACUUUGUGUUAUUCGCCAAUUUCUUUUACAACGCUUAUAUAGACAAGCGCAAUUUAAGAAAAAAGGCUGUAUGAAAAGACACGUGUUUUAUGUGGACUGUUUAAUAAUAACAAUUAACUUUUGACAAGUGAUGCAUCGUAAUCCUCAGGACUGCAAUAGUUUCUAUUCUACAUUGCUUCUUCUGCCCACGUGGUUUGCAAGUCACGAGCCCUUCGGCCAAGAUACAAAUCUACGCAACUGCUGAUAAUCUUCCGAUCUGGGGUGACCCGAAGUGACCCUGACCUCCGACCCUGAGCGACAUUCCACCAGGAGGACCAAGUCUCCCAACGAAAGCGUUAAGUGAAAAGUAGCAAGGGUAAACGGUAUAUGAGGUGUGUUAUUAGAUUUCGUCAGUGUUAUUCACCUACCUGUAUAAGAUUGUCUUUUCUGGUGACCUUCCAUCUUAACAUGGGCUAGCAACAUCUUGUGUAUGCCGAGUGUAAACACACACGUCUUGUGUGUGUUCACAUCAGCAUGAUUUUGUUGGGAUACCUCUUUCUGCAAUUACAAUUGUAUAUCUAUCUCCUAACGGAAUUACGUAAGCGGAAUAUUGACAAUGGUUAGAUCAUUAAAUGAAUGUGAAAUAUCUUGAACAAUACGUUGGAAUUGUUUAGACGGUUUUUUUGUUAUCCCCUUGUUUAGGUGAAUCCCAUUCUGUUAAGUGUUAAAGACUCCAUGGUAUUUGUAAGCUGUGUUAUUUAAUAGCACAUGUUUAAUGGUAUUUACAUGUACAAAUGAAAACAUUGAAAAAUGAAGUUAGCAAUGUAGUGGUUGUGUAUACCCGGUGCAAGCUGAUGUUGCUACUGACAGAUGUUUAACACUUUACUGUUAAAGAGAGUAGUCCAAGUGCGAGGUAGGGGUGUAACGCCACAAGGGUUGUGACACUUAUGGGUCACCCUAUAUUUAUAGUUUCAGGUUGGUUGAUACUUGCCGGUCAGGUAACCCUAUAUCCCUGACCCUUUUCUGUGAAAACGAUGGGUCUCCUAUAGUCUAUAUGGGUCGUGUUUCUCAAAAAUGUUUUCAUGUGUGAGGCAGCCAUGUAAGUGGUCAUCUGAAGCUCUGACUUUUGUGACGGGGAGAAACAUGUUUCGGUUGUAACAGUACAUGUGUAUUACAUUUAGUACAUCCAUGGAAGACGCAUACAAUAUCUCUCGCAUCACGAUUUUCUUUUAUCUGUUAACAUCAUGAUAUAUUUGUUAAUAUGUUAACUCCUGUAUUAUUAUUGGAUGUGAAUAGUAAUGUUAUACACAGUAUUACAAGAGAUGGUUCCCUAGGAGGUUGUUAGUCCAUUUUGCAGCAGUGUCUCCUUCAGCCAAAAGCAUGUAUUAAUAGUGAUCAACUCAUUUUAGUAUUCAAACUGGGGUUAACAACUCAUUUUAGAAUUUAGGCUCUGGUUAAUACCCAAAGUACAUGACAAUUUCAUAUCAAACUUCAUUAGUGGCAAGUUAAGAUAACGACCCUGUGUAGACAAUCAUAUUUGCUAAGUACAAGAUGAAAUAGGUCUGUGACAUUUGUACCUGUUUAAAAAUAGGUUAGAUUGGAAGUAGGGUGUUGGCUUCUUUUCAACAACUCACCAACGUGAUAUAGUCUGUUUUGACAGUUUGUACUAGGUGUCAUCUGAAGUCGUGGUAAAUAACAGUUGUCACUGGUGGAUCCAGCAAUCACGUCCAAUCACUGUCUCCUAAUGUUCCAUCAUUACAUAAGAGAUCGAUACACGAGAUCGAUACGCUCGUGAUAAUAAACUGUUAAUAAUCUUUCAAGAAAUUGAUAGAAAACGUAUUGAACGUAUUGUUCAACAUGGUACUAAUACCACUGCUUUGGCAUAUACUUAUGGUUAAACACUUAGCAUGGAAUAUGUUACAAUAAAUGAAAACUGUGCAUCUCAUUCACAGCUGAAUCUUUUCUUUCAAUUCCUGUAUACCAUUAAUGCUGCAUGUAUAAUUUGCGCAAUCUUUCAAUCCAUAUAUUGAUUCUGAAAUUUCCAAUCAAUGACAACCAGUAAAUAUAUCCAUUUAGCUCCAUUGUUCUUUUAGAAAAGCACUAGGAAUCCAUUAUCCGGAUUUCAUGAAUUCCAGUCGAAUGAUUUCCAUAGAAGUGCACUAGUCUUAACAAAACAAUUGUUGAUGCCAGUGCACCACUGAAUGGCAUGUAUUCCCUGCAGUGCUAUUGCAAUGUUCUGUAAGGAAGCAAGCCUGAGCGCUAUCGAUUAGAUAUUGACGUAGACUUCGCCUCGUCUCAGAGAGUGUUGCCAGUAUAUAUACCUCGAGCAUGUAAUGAACGUCCUUGCCGGGAAGCUAAACCCGGUGGCCUAAUGUGCAAUGUCUGAAUUUAUCCGUCAUUCUUUUUCUGAAUCAACAUGCCAGUGUGUACAUACGUUUAAUUGCUAUGUCAAUGUGUUCCAUGGAAACUAGGCUUCGUGCACAGUAAGUUGCAAAUGUGUAUACUGAUCAUGUAUAGAUAGCAAUGGGUGUUGACAAAGAUCUCAUUUGGACAAGUGAAGUUCACAGAACACAAACGUCGCCAUUGGACUCGUCUUUAAAGGUAGCUUUACUUAAGUCGUAUUGCAAUCAACAGUACUAUGUACUGAGGUGGCAUUUAUGUUCGUUGCAAUUCGUGUAGAUGAAUCACUUCUGGGUAUCACGAAAUCGACAACCAUGUACAUUGUUUCCGUCUGUAGUAUGUGUAUUUCCGAAAUCCACACCUUAUAGUAACAAGCACCUGUCGUGUGUGCCUAGAAACACUGUAAUUAUACUGUCCUCAUGUCGAUUGUAUAUACAUUCGUAUGCAUCGACGGGAUAGGCAUAAUGUCUUACCUCUAACUGCGUUAGAUAUGUACAACAUAGUUACACAAGAUAUAACGCUUUAUAUGUAAAUGCAUGCUAUGGCUGUAAAUGAUUAUGAUCACUUAACUACAAGCUUACAGCAACAGUCGAAUUAGGUCCACGUUCCUAGAGAUACAAGGCAGACUUAACGAUAUCAUUCUUUAUUUAUUAGUCAACAACUUCUCCAUGCCCCAAAAGAUUCAUUGCUUCGCUUGUAGACUUUGUAAAUAUUUUACAGCGCUGGCUUCGCCUGUACAGGUCGAUUGUCUGACUCGUAGAAAUACCCCGUGUGUGUUGUUGAACCUAUGAAUUAUGAAUGUUUGGAAGUGUUGUUUUUGUUUCUGAAAUGAUAUUUUAUUUUUUAAGAUAUAUGAUUUAUAUUUUAAGUAGUUAAGCAGUUAUUUUUAAUUUGUUAUGUAUUGGGAGAGUAGGAACAAAGCUUGCUCGGAUCCAGAGUGGUGGUGUUAGUGGGUGUGG
This is a messenger RNA of Haliotis rufescens (red abalone), 4190 nucleotides long. Its product is annotated as elongation of very long chain fatty acids protein 6-like. The transcript has a single exon. NCBI's taxonomy places the organism in Eukaryota, Metazoa, Mollusca, Gastropoda, Lepetellida, Haliotidae. Bases 123 to 926 code for a protein of 267 amino acids. The record is from RefSeq and is a predicted model, not a curated record. Gene Ontology annotation, cellular component: endoplasmic reticulum membrane. Gene Ontology annotation, molecular function: fatty acid elongase activity. Gene Ontology annotation, biological process: very long-chain fatty acid biosynthetic process; fatty acid elongation, polyunsaturated fatty acid; fatty acid elongation, saturated fatty acid.